Telopea speciosissima is the source of this 984-nucleotide messenger RNA. RefSeq names its product DDRGK domain-containing protein 1. The coding region runs from base 17 to 907 and encodes 296 amino acids. The transcript has 8 exons. The record is from RefSeq and is a predicted model, not a curated record. NCBI's taxonomy places the organism in Eukaryota, Viridiplantae, Streptophyta, Magnoliopsida, Proteales, Proteaceae.
AUUGCAGCAGCAAGAUAUGGAGGAGAUACUUGUAGCAUUGUUUAGCAUGUUUCUCCUUGUCGCGUUAAUUCCACUCUACUUAUGGAGACGCCGUCAAAUUUCUCAAUUACCUGAGAAACCCCGCGAAGAAGAUCAGGUUCCGAGGAGAGAAGCUGUUGUUCGUCCUAUUGGAGCUCGCCGGAUGCGGCGGAGACCGGCUGCCGCCAGCACGUCUGCAGGCCCCUCUACAAUUGCAGAAGAAAUUGUUGAUGGAAGUGAUGAGGAUGUUCUUGAGGGUGAGAUGCAUGUUGCUAAAGCAUCCAAGAAAAAAGAGAAGAAACGGCAAGAGAGGGAUGCACAACGGCAGGCUGAGGAAGCAUCACGUGAAACAAGGCAAGCAAAACAAGACCGAUAUGCAGAAAUGCGGAGGUUGAAAGAUGAAGAACGUGAAGAACAGGAGCGUUUGCUGGAGGAAGAAGCCAAGGCUCGAAAGGCCAAGGAAGAGGAAGCUGUUGCAUUGGAGUUUGAGAAGUGGAAAGGAGAGUUUUCUGUUGACGAAGAAGGUACGACAGGGAGUGAAAUACAAGAUGGGAGUCAGGGCUUGCUUUUUGAUUUUGUGGAAUACAUCAAGAAACACAAGUGUGUUCCAUUAGAAGAUCUUGCUGCAGAGUUCAAACUACGGACCCAGGAUUGCAUCAAUCGGAUCACCUCACUGGAAGAUAUGGGUCGCCUCUCUGGUGUGAUGGAUGAUCGAGGAAAAUACAUAUACAUCUCGCAGGAGGAAAUGAAAGCAGUUGCUGAUUACAUUAAGCGUCAGGGGAGGGUUAGCAUUUCACACCUGGCUAGCAAGUCUAAUCAAUUCAUCGAUUUGGAACCAAAAGUUCAGUUGGUUGAAGAAAUCAGUUCAGAGGGAGUUACUGUUACCUAAUUCAGUGUAUAGUUAUCAGUUUUGGGCUGUUGUUGCUAAUGGAGGUCUUUGGACAUGUCAACUUUUUGAAAAGAAAA